UCGCACCCCGUGCAGCUGUACAUCUACGAUCUCAGCAACGGCAUGGCGCGCAUGCUCUCGCGCCAGCUGACGGGCACGCACUUCGACGCCAUCUACCACACCUCCGUCGUCGUGCACGGCGUCGAGUGGUUCUUUGGCGCCGGGAUCCAGUCCGCGUCGCCGGGCAAGACGCAUCACGGCGCGCCAAUGGAGGUCCACCCACUGGGCAGCACCGCACUGGACGCACAAGGCGUGGCGCAGCUCGUCCGCGAGCUGGCGCCGCGCUUCCAGGCCAGCGACUACCACCUGCUUCGCCACAACUGCAACAACUUCUCGGACGUGCUGGGCAGGCGGCUGACGGGCCAGGGCGUGCCGGCACAUGUGUCCUCGCUACCCGCCGACUUCCUGAGCACUCCCUUCGGCCAGAUGAUGGCGCCGCAGAUCGAC
Messenger RNA from Tilletiopsis washingtonensis, 426 nucleotides. Its product is annotated as DUF862-domain-containing protein. The record is from RefSeq and is a predicted model, not a curated record. The annotation marks the transcript as partial. NCBI's taxonomy places the organism in Eukaryota, Fungi, Basidiomycota, Exobasidiomycetes, Entylomatales. The transcript is spliced from 2 exons. Gene Ontology annotation, molecular function: peptidase activity. Gene Ontology annotation, biological process: protein modification by small protein removal.